AUGUCUUUCUGGACUCGGGGCCAGUUCUCUGAGGUUUGUGAUUUGUGGAUGGGCAGCUGCAGUCUCUGGUUGGCGUUGCAGGAACAGCAACUCCUGGAAGAGCUCUCCCGCGCCCACGACCACUCCUGGAGAGGGCCCAGCAGGGGAGCCCGGGGGUCAGCGCUGCCAACAGAGGUGCCCCCUGGCAUCUACCCUGCCGCCUCCUCACCCCCGCCGCCCCUGGAGCUGCCUCGGGUCAUCCAACACUCGGUCCCCCAGGCUCCUCCCACCAUCAUUCAGCAGCUACCUCAGCAGCCACUCAUUGCACAGAUUCCCCCUCCCCAGGCCUUCCCAGCUCAAAGGUCUGGAAGUAUUAAGGAAGACAUGGUGGAGGUGAUGCUGCUGCAGAACGCACAGAUGCACCAGGUCAUCAUGCAGAGCCUGAUGCUCCAGGCCGUGCCCCCAAUGGCCUCUGCUUCCUCCAGGGGACCGCAAGCCACCCUGCAGUGGCCUCACCCCACCGGGCUGCGAGCUGAGAGGCAGAAGCCGCCUUCCGUGCACCAUCACCACCACUAUGCGCCCCCAGCCCCGCUGCAAGCCGCACCUGGCUCACCCGUGGCUUACUCCAUGUGGCCCUCCGUGGUCUCCGCCACCGCCCUCCCACCUGCCGCCAGCUUCCUGCCCACCAUGCGUCACUUGGCCGCCCCCUCUGCCGCUGCCCUUAGCACGGCUGCGCCUGACGGUUUCCUGCCUGCACCCGCCCCGGCUCCGGGCCAGUGAGCCCCCAAUACCUGCCUGGUGAGCCUCACGGUCCCUCUUCCCUCAGGGACGUG
This is a messenger RNA of Myotis davidii, 812 nucleotides long. RefSeq names its product chromosome unknown open reading frame, human C21orf58 (gene CUNH21orf58). The record is from RefSeq and is a predicted model, not a curated record. NCBI's taxonomy places the organism in Eukaryota, Metazoa, Chordata, Mammalia, Chiroptera, Vespertilionidae. The transcript is spliced from 6 exons. Bases 1 to 759 code for a protein of 252 amino acids.